Messenger RNA from Myzus persicae (green peach aphid), 1908 nucleotides. It is a transcript of the gene Usp14, whose product is annotated as ubiquitin carboxyl-terminal hydrolase 14. Gene Ontology annotation, biological process: regulation of proteasomal protein catabolic process; protein deubiquitination; proteasome-mediated ubiquitin-dependent protein catabolic process. The record is from RefSeq and is a predicted model, not a curated record. The transcript is spliced from 11 exons. Bases 260 to 1726 code for a protein of 488 amino acids. Gene Ontology annotation, molecular function: proteasome binding; protein binding; cysteine-type deubiquitinase activity. Lineage: Eukaryota; Metazoa; Arthropoda; Insecta; Hemiptera; Aphididae.
CGUUAUCAACAAUAGAUUUGUCAUGAAUCGCGAUGGUCGACGAGUGACGAGCACAUUUUGAAGUUCUACUCGCAUAUCUAAAAUAAAUACCUUAAGUUUCGAAAGUUCAGUAGUGAACAUCCAAUUCACAAUAGUUGACAGAGGGAACCCUUUGCAUAGUACGAGCGUUGUGCUUCAUGAAAAAGUAGUACGGUUGUCGAACUACGACGGUGAUAAUUAUUUCCGUAAACACAGCAACAGAAAAUUCUCGCUGAGCGAUAUGCCAUUAUUUACAGUGAAGGUAAAAUGGGGAAAAGAAGUAUAUCCAGAUGUGGAGAUAAACACGGACGAGCCGCCACUUGUUUUCAAGGCACAACUGUUUGCCUUAACUGGUGUCAAUCCCAACCGCCAGAAAGUAAUGAUGAAAGGCGGCACCCUCAAAGACGAUACAUGGGGCAACAUACAGAUAGUUGAGGGCCAGAAUAUACUGAUGAUGGGCAGCAAGGAUGAGGACGUACCCAUAGAACCCACUGUCAAGCCAAUGUUUGUUGAAGACAUGACUGAGACACAAUUGGCCACAGUUACCAAUAUGCCCGCGGGUCUUACCAAUUUGGGCAACACUUGUUAUUUGAAUGCUACUGUUCAGUGCCUUAAGACUGUACCUGAAUUACGACAAGCCCUGACCGAUUUUAAUGCAGCAUCAUCUUCGUCUCUAUCUAAUUUUGCACCGGCUGAGAAAAUCACAAUUGCAAUGAGUGAUUUAUAUCGGACCAUGGAAUCUAAUCAAACAAUCCCACCUCUUGUACUUUUACAAGUAUUACAUCAAGCAUUCCCCAGAUUUGCUGACAAAGUAGAAGGUCAUCAUAUGCAACAGGAUGCUAAUGAAUGUUGGGUAGAACUUAUUCGUAUGCUACAGCAAAAACUGCCAGCAUUAAAAAAUAAAAACAAUGAUAAGUCAACUACUAAUUACAAAUCUGCAAUAGAUCAAUUUUUUGGUGGUUCAUUUAAUGUUGAAUGGAAAUGUGUAGAAAGUGAUAUUGAAGAAGUAACCAAAACUACUGAGUCAUUUCUGCAGUUAAGUUGUUUUAUAUCUCAAGAUGUCAAGUACAUGCAUUCUGGUUUAAAAAAUAGAAUGCAAGAACACAUAACCAAACACUCUCCUAUCCUUGGUAAAGAUGCUGUUUAUACAAAGACAUCAAAAAUCAAUAGACUGCCAGCAUACCUGACUAUUCAGUUUGUGCGAUUCUUUUACAAAGAAAAAGAUAAAAUUAAUGCAAAAAUCUUAAAAGAUAUUAAAUUUCCAAUCGAAUUUGAUGCAUUUGAAUUGUGUACUCCAGAACUACAAGAGAAACUUGUACCAGUUAGAAGAAAAUUCCAGGAGUUAGAAGACAAAUUGGCUCAUGAAGGUGUUAAGCUCAGCGCAAAACAGUUGGCAGAAUCUAAACAAGAAAAACCCACAGCUCCAUAUUGGUUUGAAGAUGACUAUGGUUCAAAUAACUCUGGUUACUACUCCCUUCAAGCUGUCUUAACACAUAAAGGCAGAUCAAGCUCUAGUGGCCAUUAUGUUGGUUGGGUUCGAGAGUCUCCAACAUCUGAAAAAUGGAUCAAAUGUGAUGAUGAUACAGUAACACCAGUGGCAACUGAAGAUAUCCUUAAAUUAUCUGGCGGAGGUGAUUGGCAUUGUGCGUAUGUUCUUCUAUAUGGUCCGAAACUCCUACCAAUGGAAACUUCAUCAUUAUCUAGCUGAUCCUGUCAAAAAUUAGUUUUCUUUUAUCAAAAGAAAAAAAGAAAAAGUAAAAUAUUUCUUGUAAAAUUGUAUUUUAAAAAAAAAUCUGAGUUUAAAGGAAUACAUAUUAAGGAAAAUUAUAAAUUAACAUUCACAAUAUUGUCAAAAUAAUUUAUUUAAAAUACAGUUUUUUUAUAUUGAUA